GGCGCGGAAGGUUCUUGUAUCGCCGAUGUGCGGCAGUAAUAGGGCACAGGCCACAACAACAACAAUAACAACAAUAAACACAAUAGGGGCAUUAAUUCUAGAUAUGAAGCUUUCGUGACUGCAGGGAUUCAAACUCUUUGUUUUUUUUCGGUAAAGUCACGUAGGAAAAAAAAUGAAAUUAAAUAAUGCCUCCCAAACGUGAUUUAAUUGAAUUGUUUUCAUUUAUUUUACUUUUUUACCUACGUGACUUUAUCGAAAAAAACAAAGAGUACAAUAGGGGCAGUUCCGUAUGAUCCUUGCAGCACAAGUAGCUGCAUAAGUAGUAGCUUCAUAAGUAGUAGCUGCAUAAGUAGUAGCUUCAUAAGUAGUAGCUGCAUAAGUAGUAGCUGCAUAAGUAGUAGCUGCAUAAGUAGUAGCUGCAUAUGUAGUAGCUGCAUAAGUAGUAGCUGCACGUGUAGCAGCGAAUACACGUGCAGCGAAUACACGUGCAGCUACGACGCUUAUGUAGCAGCUGCUACACGUGUAGUAGCUAUAAAUGUAGCUACGGGCCCCGCACUUUCAAGGGCCCCCCGCGCUAAAUGCUUGCGAGCUAUCAAAUCCGGUUCAGCGAUUCUGCACUUGCUCUAUUACUAUAGUACUACACCGCCUUCGAGUUUUACGAACGACUGGGUGUUUGAGGAUAGACUCACACAGAGACCCAUAGGCUCACUCAAACAGAGACCCAUAGACUCUCACAGAGACCCAUAGACUCACACAGAGACCCAUAGACUCACUCAAACAGAGACCCAUAGACUCACACAGAGACCCAUAUACUCACUCACACAGAGACCCAUAGGCUCACUCAAACAGAGACCCAUAGACUCAUCACACAGAGACCCAUAGACUCACUCACACAGAGACCCAUAGACUCAUCACACAGAGAUCCAUAGACUCACUCACACAGAGACUCAUAGACUCACUCACACAGAGACCCAUAGACUCAUCACACAGAGACCCAUAUACUCACACAGAGACUCAUAUACUCACGCACACAGAGACCCAUAGACUCACUCACACAGAGACCCACAGACUCAUCACACAGAGACCCAUAGACUCAUCACACAGAGACCCAUAAACUCAUCGCACAGAGACCAAUAGACUCAUCACACAGAGACCCAUAGACUCACUCACACAAAAAACCCAUAGAUUCACUCACACAGAGACCCAUAGACUUACACAGAGACCCAUAGACUCAUCACACAGAGACCCAUAGACUCACUCACACAGAGACCCAUAUAUUCACUCACACAGAGACCCAUAGACUUACACAGAGACCUAUAGACUCAUCACACAGAGACCCAUAGACUCACUCACACAGAGACCCAUAUAUUCACUCACACAGAGACCCAUAUACUCACUCACACAGAGACCCAUAUACUCACUCACACAGAGACCCAUUGAGACUCACACAGAAGUUGGAAUCGAUAAUCGAUUCCGGAGCCCACUUUUCCUCAAGCGAAUCGGUAAUCGAUUCUCGCCCUACGACUUUCCCACCCAUCCGUCGCAAGCCGUUCCCGGUUGGCACGUGAAGGCUUUAGCAAAACUCCGUGCAUCGCAGGGAUUCCGGAUAUCGGGGAGUCGGCGUUCAAGUCAUCCGGAUAUCGGGGGUGGGGUGGGGGGAGGAGCAUUUCACUCAUCCGCCGUCCCCUGACUCCACUGAACCGUGCAGCCUUAAGAGACCGUAGGAGCAAGUGCUGUUAGAUAGCACCAACGUUCUCUGCAAACACACACGGACGCACAAACACACGUACGCACACGCUCACGUGCAAAGACAAGCCCACCCGCGUACGCACGCGUACACAAGUACACACACGCACGCAAACGCACAAUCAACAACAACAACCGCCAUUCGCCACUAAGUGGCGGUGACGUCACCACGACGCUUUUCCCAGGCCAUGUGCACCUUGAGGCCAUGUGAAGUGUCGAACGCCCGCUGGCAGGAGGUCACGGGGCAGACCCAGCAGGUGCCACGGGUCGACUGACCGAGAUGACCGAGAUGACUGGCUGAUGCACCACCUGUGCCCCCUACUGUACCAACUUGCGCUUUAGCAACCCGGCGCUCCGCUCGUUGUUGUGAGCGUCGCUCCUCCGCCCUCCGUUGUUGCUGGAGGGCGACUGCCUCCAACUGCCCAGUAGCAGCGUCCUUCACGAGCCUCCUCCACAGAGGCCGAUCUUGACACCGCUGGUACCGGUCAUCGGCAAGUCCACUCAGUUCCACGUCCUCCUGUACCACAUCACUCCAAACACACGCGCGCACACAAACACUCACACACGUACCCAAGGACGCACACACGCACACACGGACCCAAGUACGCACACACGCACGCACGCACGCAGCCACCCCGGGGCCCCGCAUGGCUGCCAGGGUGUGCUCCCCGUGCCUCUCGGCCGUGGCGGGCCGUGGUUGGGCCUUGCUGACUCUGCGUGCCGCCCCCCUCGGCGUGCCCCACAAGGCCCUGUGCGAGACGGCGAAGGCCCGGGGCCAGAGGCACAGGCGGGAGAGGAGGCAGAUGACGGAGAAGCAGCUGGCGCGCUGGUUCGUGGACGAGCGAGUGGUGCAAGUCUCGGGGGGCCGCGGGGGCGACGGGAUGUGCGCCUUCCACAGCGAGCCUCGCAAGGAGUUUGGGGGUCCCGACGGUGGCAACGGGGGAAGGGGGGGCGACGUCAUCAUGGUCGCGGACAGAAUGGUUCGCUCCCUGUCUGGGGUGUCCCGUCUCUACCGCGGACACGAUGGGACUUCGGGUGGCUCGGACAAAUGCUUCGGACGCAACGGCAAAGACAAAUUCCUCCACGUGCCGGUGGGCACGGUGGUACGUGAGGCGGGCUCCUUGGUGGCCGACCUCAGCGAGCAGGGCGAGGAGGUGGUGGUGGCGCGGGGGGGGGUCGGGGGGCGCGGCAACCACAGCUUCCUCACCAACGACAACCGGGCACCCACCACCACGGAGAAGGGAACGGAGGGAGAAGAGAGGACCCUGAAACUGGAAAUCAGACCCAUGGCUCACUUUGGCCUGGUGGGUUUCCCGAAUGCUGGGAAGUCGUCCCUGCUGAGGGCGCUGACCAACGCUCGCCCGGCCGUGGGCGACUACCCCUUCACCACGCUCCACCCGCACGUCGGCAUCGUGGAAUACCGCGACUACACGCAGAUCGCCGUGGCCGACAUCCCCGGCAUCGUGGUGGGUGCGCACGCGGGACGCGGCCUGGGCCUCUCCUUCCUGCGCCACGUGGAGCGUUGCCGCGCGCUGCUCUACGUCGUGGACCUGUGCGGCGCCGCCGCCCCCGCCCGCCGCCUCUCCGAGCUGCGGCGCGAGCUGCUCCUCCACGACCCCUCGCUGGCGCUGGCGCCGCACGCCAUCGUAGGCGCCAAGCUCGACCUGCCGGGGGCACGGGAGGCGCUGGCGCGGCUACGCGACGAGCUGGCGGCGGCAGCGGAGGAGGGCGGUGGCGUAGGAACGGAAGCCGCCGCCGUGGUCGUCCUCGGCGUGUCGGCGAAGACCGGCGAGAACGUGGGGAGCCUGGCGGCGCUGCUGAGGCGGGAGUUUGACGGCGCGGAGGAGAAGGAGGAGUAGCGGCAGGGGUGGGUGGGCACGCCGCGUGGACAUGACGACACCCACCCCCACACCCCCACCACCCCCGUGUAGCUGUAACAGGCUGUAGGGGCAAGUGCUGUUAGCGAGUAACAGCUGUGAAGGUCGGCACUGUGGCACGCGAGGGGGGUGGGUGGUCAGCACCACGCCCCGGUCGCCUUUGUCUCCCCAGUGCCGAUGUUUACUACACGCCGCACGCACACCUACGCACGCACACCUACGCACGCACACCUACGCACGCACACCUACGCAUGCACACCUACGCACGCACACCUAUGCACGCACACCUACGCAUGCACACAUACACACGCACCUAUGCACGCGAGCACGCACCAAAACGCACGCGCUACACACAUACACACGCACACCUACACACCUACACACGCACGCACACCGACAUGCAUAUACACACGCACCUACGCACGCGCUACACACACACACGCGCGCGUACCACGUGCGGCUAUGUUGCUGACGCGAUCGCCUUGCACCGUGUGAUGGACCCCCCCCCCUACACGUGUAGUAGCUACACACGUGUAGUAGCUACACACGUGUAGCAGCUACACGUGUGUAGCAGCUACACACGUGUAGUAGCUACAACACGUGUAGUAGCUACACGUGUAGCAGCUACACACGUGUAGUAGCUACAACACGUGUAGUAGCUACACACGUGUAGUAGCUACACAUGUGUAGUAGCUACGGACCCCGCACUUUCGAGGGCCCAGCGCUAAAUGCUUUCGAGCGGUUCAGUGAUUCCGCACUUGCUGUAUUACCAUAGUACUAUACCGCCUUCGACUUUUAUGAACGACUGGAUGUUUAAGGUUAGCGAUUUGUCAUUACCUGGUUGUAUAGCAAAUAAAAAAAUACAAUUACAGUAAAACCUGUACUGUACUAUGCAAUUAAA
This is a messenger RNA of Lethenteron reissneri (Far Eastern brook lamprey), 4524 nucleotides long. RefSeq names its product mitochondrial ribosome-associated GTPase 2-like. The record is from RefSeq and is a predicted model, not a curated record. Gene Ontology annotation, molecular function: magnesium ion binding; GTPase activity; GTP binding. NCBI's taxonomy places the organism in Eukaryota, Metazoa, Chordata, Hyperoartia, Petromyzontiformes, Petromyzontidae. Gene Ontology annotation, cellular component: mitochondrion.